Molecule: messenger RNA, 1722 nt
Organism: Mytilus trossulus (common blue mussel)
Lineage: Eukaryota; Metazoa; Mollusca; Bivalvia; Mytilida; Mytilidae
Product: probable 4-coumarate--CoA ligase 1
Exons: 11
Coding region: 44-1714 (556 amino acids)
Molecular function (GO): CoA-ligase activity
Source: RefSeq, a predicted model, not a curated record
UCUAUCUAUGAUAAGGAUGUCGUAAUGAUACAUCCUUACUAAAAUGAUUAUAAGAAUUGUAAGACGUUGUCUCUUGAGAUCGCAUUAUAGAAACAUUUUACAUCGUCAGUGUUGUCAAAAGUAUCAUAAGUCUCCAUAUAAUGUCGACAUACCAAACAUAUCUAUAACGGAAUACAUUCUAAAGGACAUAAACAAAUACAGAAAGUUCACAGCUCUUAUAAAUGGCAUUACUGGACAAGAAACAACCUUUGAUCAGUUAGAGUCUGAAAUAAUUUCUACUGCAACAGGAUUUAAAAAUAUUGGAUUACAAAAGAACGAUGUAGUGUGUUUAUAUGGAACGAAUCGUCCCGAGUUCGCACAUGUCUUUUGUGGUGUGACGGCCAACGGUGCUAUUUUAACAAUAGCUAACUCGCAGCUUACUGCAGAUGAGCUGGCCACACAACUAUGUGAUACUAGUACAAAGUUUAUUGUCACAACACCUGACUGCGUUACUAAGGCGAUUAAUGCAAAAGUCAAAGUUCCAAGUAUAAAGGAAAUCAUAGUUAUAGGCUAUUCAGAAUUUCAUCGAAACUUUAGUGACCUAAUAGAAACCAAGACAAAUCAAUUUCCAGAUGUAAACAUUAACCCUGAUACCGAUACUGCACUAGUACCAUACUCCAGUGGAACCACAGGGUUACCAAAAGGCGUACUGCUGACUCAUAAAAACUUAGUGGCUGAACUUUGUCAAUUACGACAUCCCACAAUAAUUCCAUUUGUGUCUGGCGAGGAGAAGUCUAUUUCCUGUCUUCCUAUGGUACACAUCGCCGGACUUAUGAUAGGAAUGCUGAACCCCAUGUCACAGGGAGCGGCUACGGUUGUUCUACCAAGGUUUGAAGCAGAAUCUUACCUCAAAGCCAUUCAAAAUUUUAGGGGAACGUUCAGUUUAAUAGCACCACCACUUGUAAACUUUCUUGCCAAGGACCCGAUGGUAUCCAAGUACGACUUAUCUACUCUACAUACACCAUACUCUGGGGCUGCUCCAUUAAGUAAAACUUUAACUGAACAAAUGGUACAUAGACUCAAACUACAGGGAGUAAGACAAGGCUAUGGAAUGUCAGAAACAAGUGGCGCUAUAUUCACAGAUCCUGUUGGUUGUUAUAAAUAUGGUUCAAUCGGCAAGCCAGUACCUAAUACCAUAUCAAAGCUGGUCGAUAUUGAAACUGGAGAAACUAUAACAAAAGCAUUUGAGUCCGGUGAAAUAUGGGCGUGUGGGCCACAAAUUACAAAAGGAUAUUUAAACAAUGAAGAAGCAACCAGGAGGUCUAUUACAGAAGAAGGCUGGAUAAAAACAGGUGAUAUAGCUUACUAUGAUGAUGAUGGUCAUUACUUUGUUGUUGACAGAUUAAAAGAUAUUAUCAAGUACAAAGGAUAUCAGAUAUCCCCCACCUAUCUGGAGUCUAUACUGUUAUCCCACGAAGCUGUACUAGAGGCAGCGGUUAUUGGAGUACCUGCUGAUGUUUUUGGUGAAGUUCCAAAGGCUUACGUUGUACUUAAAUCACAUGCUGAAGCAACAGAAAUACAGAAAUAUAUAAAUGAACGAGUGUCCCCAUAUAAGAAACUUCGAGGUGGCUUAGAAAUAGUGGAUGAAAUUCCUAAACUACCAAGCGGUAAAAUACUCAGAAGAAAACUACCUCAAACAGAUAAUGGAAAAGAAAAUCUCAAAAUAAACUAUUAAUGAAUAAA